AUGGGCCGCCCUCGCCUCCAGAAUUCUGCCAUCAACCCGAUCCAGGAGGAACCCGCGGCCGAUGCCGCCUCUUUGGCCGUCGUCGUCGGCAGUGGCGGCCACGACGCGGCCCUCGCAUGCAUGAUCAACUCGGAGGUGAGCGCCGUCCUCGCCGUGAUGCGCCGCAACGUCCGGUGGGGCGGCCGCUACGCCUCCGCUGCCGACGACCACCAUCUCGAGCACUCCCUCGUCCAGUCCCUCAAGUCCCUCCGCCGGCAGGUCUUCUCCUGGGGGGACACCCGCCGCCCGUGGAAAGCCGUCGACCCCUCGGCCUACCUUGGCCCCUUCCUCGACGUGAUCCGCUCCGACGAGACCGGCGCUCCCAUCACCGGCGUUGCCCUCUCCUCCGUCUACAAGAUCCUCACCCUCGAGGUGCUCGACCAGCGAGCUCCCGGUGCCGAGGCCGCUGUGCACGCCCUUGUCGAUGCCGUCACGAGCUGCCGGUUCGAGGUGACCGAUCCUGCCUCGGAGGAGGCCGUGCUGAUGAAGAUCCUGCAGGUGCUGCUCGCGUGCAUGAGAAGCCGGGCGUCGGCGCUGCUCAGCAACCAGCAUGUGUGCACGAUCGUGAACACGUGCUUCCGGGUCGUCCACCAGGCUGGUACCAAGGGGGAGCUGCUGCAGAGGUUCUCCCGCCACACAAUGCAUGAGCUUAUCCGAUGCAUCUUCUCGCACUUGCCUGGUGUCGGAGAUGGCGCAGAGAUUGGUGGGGUCGACAAGCAUCGGGCUGCUGGGAUCAAGCAAGUGGAGAAUGGAAAUGGAAGCGCCAGCUCUGUGACUGACUCUGGAGAUGAUAAUUUUGUAGGGGGGGUGGAGGUGCCGAACGGUGUAAGAAUCAUGGUGGAGCCAUAUGGAAUUCCUUGCAUGGUAGAGGUCUUUCACUUCUUGUGUUCUCUUUUGAACAUUGCUGAGCAAAUUGGGUUAAGUCCUACGCCCAAUACUAUUGCUUUUGACGAGGAUGUGCCACUUUUUGCGCUUGGGUUGAUCAAUUCAGCCAUUGAGCUGGGAGGUCCUUCUAUAUGUAAGCACGCAAAACUGCUAGCUUUGGUGCAAGACGAGCUCUUCCGGAAUCUGAUGCAGUUUGGUUUAUCAAUGAGCCCACUUAUUUUAUCGAUGGUUUGUAGCAUUGUUCUGAAUCUUUACCAACACUUGCGAACAGAGCUGAAAUUGCAGCUGGAGGCAUUCUUCUCGUGUGUGAUAUUGAGGCUUGCACAGAGCCGGUAUGGGGCUAGCUAUCAUCAGCAGGAGGUUGCCAUGGAGGCUCUUGUGGACUUCUGCCGGCAGAAGACUUUUAUGGCAGAGAUGUAUGCUAACUUGGAUUGUGAUGUAACCUGCAGCAACGUGUUUGAAGACCUUGCCAACCUUCUUUCAAAGAGUGCAUUUCCAGUGAACUGCCCAUUGUCUUCAAUGCAUGUUCUUGCCUUGGAUGGUCUGAUUGCAGUGAUUCAGGGAAUGGCCGAUAGAAUAGGCAAUGCACCUCCACGUUCAGAAGAACCUAUGGAGCUUGAGGAAUAUACUCCAUUUUGGACAGUCAAGUGUGAGGAUUAUUCUGAUCCUGACCAUUGGGUUAAGUUUGUUCGGUGCAGGAAGUAUAUCAAGAGGAGGCUGAUGAUUGGUGCUGAUCACUUCAACAGGGACCCAAAGAAAGGGUUGGAGUUUCUGCAAGGAACCCAUCUCUUACCUGAAAAGCUCGACCCCCAGAGUGUGGCAUGCUUUUUCAGAUACACUGCUGGCUUGGAUAAGAACCUUGUCGGGGAUUUCUUAGGCAACCAUGACGAGUUUUGUGUUCAGGUUCUUCACGAAUUUGCUGGGACCUUUGAUUUCCAGGACAUGAAUCUUGAUACUGCUUUGAGGCUCUUUCUGGAGACAUUCCGGCUGCCAGGUGAAUCGCAGAAGAUACAGAGAGUUCUUGAGGCUUUCUCAGAGAGAUACUUUGAACAGUCACCACAAAUUCUUGUCAACAAGGAUGCUGCCCUCUUGCUGUCAUACUCGCUUAUCUUGCUUAACACGGAUCAGCACAAUGUGCAAGUGAAGAAGAAGAUGACUGAAGAGGACUUCAUUCGGAACAACCGCCACAUAAAUGGUGGGCAUGACCUCCCAAGGGAAUUCUUGUCAGAGCUCUACCAUUCAAUCUGCAGGAAUGAGAUAAGAACCAUCCCUGAGCAAGGCAUUGGUUUUCUUGAGAUGUCUCCCAGUCGUUGGAUUGACCUGAUGAGGAAGUCGAAGAAAACAUCUCCAUACAUUGUCUGUGAUUCUCGGCCAUACCUUGAUCAUGACAUGUUCGCCAUCAUGUCGGGCCCUACUAUUGCUGCAAUAUCGGUGGUGUUUGAUUAUGCAGAACAUGAAGAAGUUUUUCUAACAUGUGUAGAUGGGUUCCUAGCUGUUGCAAAGAUAUCUUCCUUCCAUCAUCUUGAGGAUGUAUUGGAUGAUCUAGUUGUGUCCCUCUGCAAAUUUACAACCCUUUUGAACACUUCUUUGGUUGAGGAACCGGUCAUGGCCUUUGGCGAUGACACCAAAGCUAGGUUAGCAACAGAGACAGUUUUCAACAUAGCUAAUAGGUAUGGUGACCAUAUACGCACUGGCUGGAGAAAUAUGCUGGACUGCAUCUUAAGGCUACACAAGCUUGGCCUUCUUCCCGCUCGUGUUGCUAGUGAUGCAGCUGAUGAUUCAGAAUUGCCUUUGGAUCCGAAUCAAGGGAAGCCUGCUCCCAGCUCUCUUUCCAUGUCUCAUGUUCCAGUUAUGGGUACCCCUCGUAGAUCCUCGGGGUUAAUGGGAAGGUUUAGCCAACUCUUAUCUCUUGACACAGAAGAACCAAGAUCACAGCCAACUGAACAACAACUUGCUGCUCACCAAAGAACUCUUCAAACAAUACAGAAGUGCCACAUAGACACUAUAUUCACAGAAAGCAAGUUCCUACAAGCUGAUUCACUGUUGCAUCUUGCCAGGGCACUAAUUUGGGCAGCUGGCCGGCCUCAGAAGGUAACCAGCUCACCUGAUGAUGAAGACACAGCAGUUUUUUGCUUGGAGCUGCUAAUUGCCAUUACAUUGAACAACCGAGAUAGAAUUGUGCUUCUCUGGCAGGGUGUUUAUGAGCACAUUGCCAGUAUAGUUCAGUCUACUCUGAUGCCAUGUGCACUUGUGGAGAAGGCAGUUUUUGGACUACUCCGCAUUUGCCAGAGGUUACUGCCCUACAAAGAGAACCUGGCUGAUGAGCUCUUAAGGUCACUGCAGUUGGUUUUGAAGCUUGAUGCCCGUGUAGCAGAUGCUUAUUGUGAGAACAUCACACAAGAAGUCACACGCCUAGUUAAGGCAAAUGCUACUCAUAUAAAAUCUCAGAUGGGUUGGCGGACUAUCACAUCCUUGCUUUCCAUCACAGCUCGCCAUCCAGAGGCUUCAGAAGUAGGGUUUGAGGCAUUGGUGUUUAUCAUGUCCGAAGGGGCUCACCUUUCACCAGCCAAUUAUAUUCUGUGUGUAGAAGCCUCAAGACAGUUUGCAGAUUCUCGGGUUGGACUAACAGAUAGAUCUGUCCAUGCAUUGGAUCUGAUGGCGGAAUCCCUGAAUUCUUUAACUCGCUGGUCUCGUGAGACUAGGGAAGCAGGCCAAGAAGCUGAGAAGAUAUCAGAAGGAAUCAGGGAGAUGUGGCUCAGGUUGGUGCAAGCAUUGAGGAAAGUGUGCCUGGAUCAAAGAGAGGAAGUGAGGAAUCAUGCCCUGUUGUCAUUGCAGAGAUGCCUGGUGGGAGCAGAAGGAAUUUCCCUCUCAUCAUCAUCUUGGACACAGGCUUUUGAUCCUGUUAUAUUCACAAUGCUGGAUGACUUGCUGGAGAUUGCUCAAAAUCAUUCGCAAAAAGAUUACCGGAACAUGGAGGGAACCCUUUUGCAUGCCAUGAAGUUACUUUCCAAGGUCUUUUUGCAGCUGUUACAAGAACUCCAUGGACUGAGCAGCUUCUGCAAGCUGUGGCUGGGAGUUCUUAGCAGGAUGGAGAAGUACAUGAAGGUUAAGCUGAGAGGCAAGCGAAGUGAGAAGCUGCAAGAAUUGAUCCCGGAGCUCCUUAAAAACACACUGCUUGUGAUGAAGGCACGUGGGAUCCUUGCAAAGAGGAGCACAAUAGGUGGAGAUAGUUUGUGGGAGUUAACAUGGCUUCAUGUAAACAACAUUGCUCCAUCUUUGCAGUCACAAGUGUUCGCAGGACAGGAAUUGGAGCAGGAGGUGGAUGCCAAGCCAAAGGAAUCUGGUACUCCUAUAGAACCUAACAGCAGUAGUUCUAGGCCCCAGGACGAGGCACCAGCAGAUCAGUCUGGAGGCUAAGAUCAUGUUUGAUGAGUUUGGUUUGUAAAACUUAUGAAAAUCUUCUAUGAAGCAAAAUUUAGUGGCCACUGCUGCAAGGUAAAGAGGAAAUAGAUUGGUGAGUACCCUGCAGGUAUCAUAUAUACAAUUUUUUGUGUGGUUUCUUGUAAUUUUUUGACCGUCAGCUACUCUUAUCUUGUUUAUAACGGGUGUCAUUGCUUUUUGUCCAUGAAAGCACGACGUUAGAUCCUAAUGUUGCUCCGACAUCUGAGACUUAGUUGUUUCUUUUUAUGUUUUUAUGUGAGUAUUUGCAAGUGUUCAUUGGAACAGUGGAUGUUGUAAAAUUCUUUUUUGGAGGUUCUAGAUGAACUUAGAAUAUGGAUAGAUUUUUGCUUUGCCAAAGCAAACUAUACAA
This is a messenger RNA of Elaeis guineensis (African oil palm), 4735 nucleotides long. RefSeq names its product ARF guanine-nucleotide exchange factor GNOM. The record is from RefSeq and is a predicted model, not a curated record. NCBI's taxonomy places the organism in Eukaryota, Viridiplantae, Streptophyta, Magnoliopsida, Arecales, Arecaceae. Gene Ontology annotation, biological process: regulation of ARF protein signal transduction. Gene Ontology annotation, molecular function: guanyl-nucleotide exchange factor activity.